AUGUCGGGACGCGGUGUCGCUUCCCGCAAAGCCUACAUCUCCAUCUUCGUCUGUAUGGCCACGCGAGCCAUACAUUUAGAAUUAGUCGAGAGUUACUCCACUCCAGCCUUCUUAGGCGCCUUUUCAAGAUUCUGCUCCCGACGUGGCCUGCCUGAGUCAGUCUACUCUGAUAAUGGAACCACGUUUGUAGGCGCCGAUCGCGAAUUGGCUGCAUCAUUUCGAGCCGCGCUGCGCAAUCCAAACUUUCAAAAUAGUGCCGCUUCCGACGGGGUGUCAUGGCAUUUUAUGCCUCCAUCCGCGCCUCACUUCGGCGGACUAUGGGAGGCCGGGGUUCGCAGUGUCAAGUAUCACCUUCGCAGAAUCGUCGGUUCGCACACUCUUACGUUCGAAGAGUUCACAACGAUUCUCUGCAACAUUGAGGCCUGCCUUAACUCGCGCCCUAUCGCGCCUCUCACCGAUUCCGUCGACGAUUGCGAUUCUCUGACGCCCGGUCAUUUCUUGAUCGGGUCCGCGAUUACGAUCGCGCCUGAACCCUCUGUACUGCAUCUAGUUGAGAACCGCUUGACGCGCUGGCAACUUGUUCGCCAGCUCACAGAACGCUUCUAG
This is a messenger RNA of Nylanderia fulva, 606 nucleotides long. The record is from RefSeq and is a predicted model, not a curated record. Lineage: Eukaryota; Metazoa; Arthropoda; Insecta; Hymenoptera; Formicidae.